AUGACAGGAGGUAAGUUCACUUUCGUCUCCGAUAAUUUGGAGGUUAAAAUGAGUAAAAUUGAUAGGUUCUUGGUGAAUGCUGAGUUUAUGCAUCUUUGGCCGCUCGCUAAUCUGGAGGUUCAAAAUAGCGGGUUAUCUGACCACUGCCCGUUAGCUCUCUCUUGUAUUUCUCAUGAUUUCGGCCCUAUACCCUUCAAGUUUUUCAACUCUUGGGUAGGGGAAGAAAGAUUGGUGAAAAUUGUGGAAAGUAUCUCAGCGGUUCCUAAUGAUGGAGAAUUAAGUGAUAUCUUCCUUGCUAAUACUUUGAGAAAUAUCAAAAAGGAAAUCAAAAAAUUGAGACAAGAGGUAACAGUGGCUGAGAAUAAAGAGGUGAAGGGGAUGUUAGAUAUAAUUGGUAAGAUUGAGAAAAAAACCGAGUCGAUGCCGUUAACUCAAAUCGAGAAAAGAACCAGGGUUGAUUUACGUGUGCAGUUAAAAAAAUUGGAGGCUAUAAAAGUGAAAAACUUACAACAAAAAGCUCGUGUUAACUGGAUCCGGUUUGGAGAUGAAAAUUCUUCGUUCUUCCAUAGGCUGAUAAAUGUGAACAUUGUGAAUAAUAGGAUUAAUGGGCUGAGGUUUCGGGAUUCUUGGAUUUCCGAUCCGAUUGAGCUGAAAAUGGAAGUUAGAAACUGGUUUAAAAAACAGUUUUUGGAGCCUAUUCGUCGCCGACCGAAAUUCGCCAAUAUCAGGCUGCCCAGGUUAUCUGAGUAA
This is a messenger RNA of Helianthus annuus (common sunflower), 750 nucleotides long. RefSeq lists its product as uncharacterized. The transcript has a single exon. The coding region runs from base 1 to 750 and encodes 249 amino acids. The record is from RefSeq and is a predicted model, not a curated record. Lineage: Eukaryota; Viridiplantae; Streptophyta; Magnoliopsida; Asterales; Asteraceae.